AUGCUGGUGCUCCUCAGUGCUGCAGCGCCCGAGGCCAGUUGUUUGAUCACUACCGCCCUGGCCAUUGCUCCUGUCCGCUUUGACAGGGAGAAGGUGUUCCAUGUAAAACCCCAGGAUGAAAAACAAGCAAACAUCCUAAAGGACUUGGCCAAAACCAACAAGGUAAAGCUUCUGUAUCCAGAUGCCACCCAUGUGGCUGUUAACAUGAGGGUGAAUUUCCGAGUUAGUGAAAAGGAAUCCCAGUCCAUCCAGUUUGUCUUGGAUCAAAAUAAAAUGCAGUAUGAAAUCUUGAUUCAUGAUCUACAAGAAGUGAUUGAGAAACAGUUUAAUGUUAAAAAAGAUAUCCCAGGCAGGCACAUCUAUGCAAAAUGCAAUGCCUGGAUCAAGAUUGUUGCUUGGACUGAAAAAAUGGUGCAUAAGCAUCCUGACAUGGUCUCUCAUAUUAAAAUUGGAACUACUGUUGAAAAUAAUCCACUGUAUGUUCUCAAGAUUGGGAAAAAGGAUGAAAGAAGAAAGGCUAUUUUUAUGGACUGUGGCAUUCAUGCACGAGAAUAGAUCUCCCCAGCAUUCUGCCAGUGGUGCGUCUAUCAGGCAACCAAAACUUAUGGGGAAAACAAAAUUAUGAUCAAACUCCUGGACUGAAUGAAUUUUUAUGUUCUUCCUGUGUUCAACAUUGAUGGGUAUAUUUGGUCAUGGACACAGAAACGCAUGUGGAGGAAAAAUCGUCCCAAGAACCCAGACUCCAAGUGCGUCGGCACUGACCUCAACAGGAACUUUAAUGCCUCGGGGACUUGGGGCUCUUUUCCUGCCACCAAAGACCCAUGUGGGGAAACCCAUGCGGGUCCCUCCCCAGAACCGGAGAAGGAGACCAAAGCUGUCACUGACUUCAUUCUAAGCCACCUGAAAUCAAUCAGGGGCUACAUCACCAUGCACUCCUGCUGCCAGAUGCUGUUGUUUCCCUACGGAUACACAUCAGAAUUGCCACCUGACCAGGAGGAACUGGCCAAAGUUGCAAAGAUCAGCACCGAUGCUUUAUCAACUCCAUAUGCAACCCACUACAUCUAUGGCCCAAUAGCAUCAAUCAUUUACCGAACAUCAGGUUCAUCUUUAGAUUGGGCCUACAACCUGGGCAUCAAGCACACAUUUGCCUUUGAGCUUUGAGAUAAAGGCAAAUUUGGUUUUCUACUUCCAGAAUCUCAGAUAAAGUCAACCUGCAAAGAGACCAUGCUAGUUGUCAAAUUUAUUGCCAAGUAUAUCCUUCAGCAUACUUCCUAA
Messenger RNA from Eptesicus fuscus (big brown bat), 1275 nucleotides. RefSeq names its product carboxypeptidase A3 (gene CPA3). Lineage: Eukaryota; Metazoa; Chordata; Mammalia; Chiroptera; Vespertilionidae. The record is from RefSeq and is a predicted model, not a curated record. Gene Ontology annotation, biological process: proteolysis. Gene Ontology annotation, molecular function: metallocarboxypeptidase activity; zinc ion binding.